CUUUAUAACUUUUCAUUACAACUUACGAAAGCUAUUAUGUCAACAAACAACAGCAGAGAGAUUUUAGCGUGUAGACGACAGGUUUUAAGCAGAGAGCAAAGAGAAGGUGAACGGCAGAGAGCAAGAUUCAACACGCGUAGAACAAGCGAAGACGAUCGCCAAUGAGAGCGCGUUAGAAGUAGAAGAAGAAGACAAAAACUGGUUUUGAAAAAAGAAAUUUCAAAGCAACUUAGCAAAAAGAUUUUUCGACAGAGCCUUUAUAACUUUUUAUUACAACUUACGAAAGCUAUUAUGUCACCAAACAAAAGCAGAGAGCUUUUUAGCGUGUAGACCACUGAGGUUUUAAGCAGAGAGCAAAGAGAAGGUGAACGGCACUGAGCAAGAGUCAACACGCGUAGAGCAAGCGAAGACGAUCGCCAAAAAGAGUGCGUUAGAAGUAGAAGAAGAAGACAAAAUUUUAGCGAAGAAAGUCGGCAAGUAGAAAGAGUCAGGGUGAGAAGAAGGAGAAAAGAUUAUAGUGAAAAACGCCGGCAAGCAAAA
Porites evermanni is the source of this 540-nucleotide messenger RNA. Lineage: Eukaryota; Metazoa; Cnidaria; Anthozoa; Scleractinia; Poritidae. The record is from the annotation of a GenBank genome assembly.